Messenger RNA from Talaromyces rugulosus, 1635 nucleotides. RefSeq lists its product as uncharacterized. Bases 1 to 1635 code for a protein of 544 amino acids. Gene Ontology annotation, molecular function: protein binding. Lineage: Eukaryota; Fungi; Ascomycota; Eurotiomycetes; Eurotiales; Trichocomaceae. Gene Ontology annotation, cellular component: nucleolus; small-subunit processome; 90S preribosome. The transcript has 2 exons. Gene Ontology annotation, biological process: maturation of SSU-rRNA from tricistronic rRNA transcript (SSU-rRNA, 5.8S rRNA, LSU-rRNA). The record is from RefSeq and is a predicted model, not a curated record.
AUGGCUGCAGUGACAAAGUCCUCAGCGCGAUCCGGCAAAAGACAAUCGCCGCAAGAAAUCAUCGAAGCCCGAGAAGCAAAGAAGUGUGUGACGGAGGCGACGCAAAAAUAUGGUCGCGGUCAAGCAGUGCGACUAAAGGCCAUCAAAGACAGAAAGCUCCGCGGAAAUUUGCAGGCCGUCGAAGACCGAUAUCAAACAGCAGCGCUAAGAGCGAAAGAUGCGGAGAUUCUUUUGGAAAACGAUGCAGGCUUUCUCGAAGCCGAAGGCGAGCUGGAGAGGACGUACAAAGUCAGACAGGACGAGAUCAAGGACAACGUGGGAAUCGAAGUGGCCAAGAAGGGCUUUGAGCUGAAGCUGGAGGAACUCGGUCCGUAUCGCGCGGAUUAUACUCGGAAUGGCAAGAACUUGCUGCUUGCUGGGCGAAAGGGACAUGUCGCGACCAUGGAUUGGCGAGCUGGAAAGCUGGGCUGCGAAUUGCAGCUUGGGGAAACCGUCUGGGAUGCUAAAUGGUUGCACAACGAUCAGUUCUUCGCUGUGGCGCAAAAGAAAAACGUCUACAUCUAUGAUCACGCCGGCGUGGAGCUCCAUUGUCUCAACAAGCAUAUCGAGGCUAGAUAUCUUGAAUUCCUGCCCUAUCACUUCCUCUUGGCCAGUGCUGCAAACAGCGGCUUCUUAAAGUAUACCGACACUUCAACCGGGCAGUUGGUUGCAGAAUUGCCCACUCGCCUUGGCUCUCCUACCUCACUAUGUCAAAACCCCUGGAAUGCAGUGUUGCAUGUCGGUCACCAGAAUGGCACAGUCAGUCUGUGGUCGCCAAACUCGCAGACUCCCCUCGUAAAGGCUCUCGUCCACCGUGGUCCAGUUCGAUCCAUGGCCGUUGACCGUCAAGGUCGGUAUAUGGUCUCGACAGGGCAAGAUAUGCGAAUGAAUGUUUGGGAUAUACGCACCUUUAAACAAGUUCACUCAUACUCUUGUUACCAACCUGGCUCGAGCGUGUCAAUUAGUGAUCGCGGCCUGACUGCAGUCGGCUGGGGAACACAGGUCAGCGUCUGGAAAGGUCUUUUCGACGCCGCAGCCGCCAACGAAGAAAAAGUCCAGAGCCCGUAUAUGGCAUGGGGUGGCGAUGGGCAACGCAUCGAGAAUGUCCGGUGGUGCCCAUAUGACGACGUCCUUGGUAUUUCGCAUGACAAGGGGUUUGCCAGCAUCAUUGUUCCUGGUGCAGGAGAACCCAACUUUGAUGCCAUGGAAGUGAACCCAUACGAAAACACCAAACAACGCCAGGAGGCCGAAGUCAAGGCACUGCUGAACAAGCUGCAACCAGAGAUGAUUUCCUUGAACCCCGAUUUCAUUGGCAAAAUCGACCAGGUCAGCGAGAAGAAGCUUCGUGAAGAGCGAGAAGAAGAUCGGAAACCUGAAGAGGCUAUUGAAAAGCUCAAGAACCGCGGCCGCGGUCGCAAUAGCGCCCUCAGGAAGUACCUCCGAAAGAAGGGCAAGACGAACGUCAUUGACGAGAAGCGUCUCAAAGCAGAGGCUCUGCAAAAAGAACGCAGUUCUCGACAGAACGAGUCUCUUGAACAGGAAAAAGAGCAAUUGGGACCUGCUCUUGCAAGAUUCGCUUCGAAGAAAGACUCGUAG